UCAACAACAUCAGCAGCAACAGCAACAGCAGCAACAACAAUAUGAGGAAGAAGAAGAAAUGAUAGAAGAUCCUCGAUCAUUUAGAUCAGGAGAAGAGAGUGAAGAACUCCAUGAAGAACCAUCAUCAUUUCAUUACCAAGAAGAGAAUGACGAUGAUUAUAUGAUGAUUGACCCAUUUCAGUAAUUUCUUUGCUUUGAGGAGCUACAUGAAAACUACCUACACGAUACUGAUACUCGUAUGAGUGUUGAAGACAACUUGAAAGGUUUCCAAGAGCUUAAAACAAACAAAAUAAAGUGAUCCAAAUUAGGAAGAAAUAGUCACAGAUCAACGUCAUCCAUACUGUCGGCAUCUAAACCUUCGAAAACAUCAGUAGCCGUUGUUAUAAUUUUUUUCUUCUCUUUGUUAUUGCUUAUAUUACCACCAUGUCAGCCCCAGCUUCAGCAGCCCAUCGUUUACACGUUCAAUCUCUUUAUAAGCGUUCUUUAAAGCUCUCGCUUGAUUGGUACAUUCAACGUGAUCUUUGGCGCCAAAAGGCUUUGCAAAUCAGAGCUCAAUUUGACCAAAACAAGCAUGUCGCUAACCCUAAAGAAAUUCAAGCUCUUGUUCAAAAGGCCGAGAAUGAACUCAAGGAAUGGGCUCAUCCUGAUCCUUAUAAAUUGCCUAUGGGUCCUGAAGGUACUAAAUGGGAACGUAACCUUCCUCCUAUUGUUAACGACGCUGCCGCUCAUCAUCACUAAAUGCAACAUGUUUUUGUUUAAUAAACCCGUAUUACCAAAAAGAACAUUGAUUCGAAUCACAUAUAACAAAAGGAAUGCUAAAGAGGAGUUCAUACAAGUAGAAAAGAGAGAAAAGGGUUGCCAUUAGAUGAAAGCAGUCCUAAUCUAUGGUAUUUUAAAGCAACUUGAGGAUACACC
Messenger RNA from Gilbertella persicaria, 915 nucleotides. RefSeq lists its product as uncharacterized. The coding region runs from base 424 to 738 and encodes 104 amino acids. NCBI's taxonomy places the organism in Eukaryota, Fungi, Mucoromycota, Mucoromycetes, Mucorales, Choanephoraceae. The record is from RefSeq and is a predicted model, not a curated record. The transcript has 3 exons. Gene Ontology annotation, biological process: mitochondrial electron transport, NADH to ubiquinone.